Molecule: messenger RNA, 4191 nt
Organism: Hippoglossus stenolepis (Pacific halibut)
Lineage: Eukaryota; Metazoa; Chordata; Actinopteri; Pleuronectiformes; Pleuronectidae
Gene: sik2b
Product: salt-inducible kinase 2b
Exons: 15
Coding region: 445-3222 (925 amino acids)
Biological process (GO): intracellular signal transduction; protein phosphorylation; microtubule cytoskeleton organization
Cellular component (GO): cytoplasm
Molecular function (GO): tau-protein kinase activity; protein serine/threonine kinase activity; ATP binding
Source: RefSeq, a predicted model, not a curated record
UGGCUUUGACGUCAAUACACGUCAACCGGAGAACAUGAUGCCUCUCUGCGAGUCCACCCGUGCGCUCCGCGGCUGACAGAGGCUCCGCGCAGCUCAGACAUUAUCGCGCUAUUGUCGCGGAGGGGAACGCGGUGCGACGGCUCAGCUCAUGGCCUGCUCCGGGCAGCGUCGCCACACGGGCUCCGGCAGAAAGCAACUUUGUUUUUAAUGGACGCGCUUCGAGCGGCGGCGGCAGGAGGAGCGGCAGCGGCGGCGGCGGCGGCGGCAGCAGCGGCGGUGGGCGGCUUGUUCUACUUUCGUCUUUAUCUGUAGCGGCCCGAGCGAGCAGCAGCGCGAGCCCCGUGCGAGAGCCCCCCUUCCUCCGGGCAGCGUGUCCCCCUUCGCCCGCUCGUCUGGCUACCUACUCCUCCCUCCUCGUCCACAAACAGUCACAUUUAGAACAGCAUGGUCAUGGCUGACAGUGUCCAGAAACCGCUGAGCCGGGGUCCGGUCCGAGUGGGCUUCUACGACAUCGAGCGCACUUUAGGAAAAGGCAAUUUCGCCGUGGUGAAGCUGGCGCGACACCGCAUUACCAAGACCGAGGUGGCCAUCAAGAUCAUCGACAAGACCCAACUGGAUGCUGUCAACCUGGAGAAGAUCUACAGAGAAGUUCAGAUCAUGAAGAUGCUGGACCACCCCCACAUAAUCAAGCUCUACCAGGUGAUGGAGACGAAGAACAUGCUUUACUUAGUCACGGAGUACGCCAAGAAUGGGGAGAUCUUCGACUACCUGGCAAAGCACGGCCGUCUCAGUGAGCUGGAGGCCAGGAGGAAGUUCUGGCAGAUCCUGUCGGCGGUGGAGUACUGUCACAACCGCAACAUCGUCCACAGGGACCUGAAGGCGGAGAAUCUGCUGCUGGAUGGCCACAUGAACAUCAAGAUUGCAGAUUUUGGGUUCGGAAACUUCUUCCAGCCCGGCGAGCCUCUAGCCACGUGGUGCGGCAGCCCGCCAUACGCUGCUCCAGAGGUUUUCGAAGGACAACAGUAUGAGGGCCCGCAGCUUGAUAUAUGGAGUAUGGGGGUGGUGCUGUACGUGCUGGUCUGUGGUGCAUUGCCCUUCGACGGGCCCACGCUGCCUGUGCUCAGACAGCGAGUCCUAGAAGGAAGGUUUCGCAUCCCCUACUUCAUGACUGAAGACUGUGAGCACCUGAUCCGCAGGAUGUUGGUCCUGGACCCGUCAAAGCGUCUGUCUGUGGCCCAAAUCAAGGAGCACAAGUGGAUGGCUCUGGAUAUUCCAGUGCAGAGGCCCAUCCUCUACCAGCAGCCCCUGUCUGCCGAGGGCGAGGCAGGUGUGGGAGAGUACAGUGAGCAGGUCCUUCGCCUGAUGCACAGCCUCGGCAUCGACCAGCACAAGACCAUAGAGUCUCUGCAGAACAAAAGCUACAACCACUUUGCUGCUAUCUACUACCUGCUGGUGGAACGGCUCAAGGCCCAUCGCUGCAGCUUCCCCGUUGAACAGCGACUCGAUGCCCGCCAGCGACGGCCCAGCACCAUCGCCGAACAGACCGUCGUCAAGUCGACCAGUGCAUCAGCCCAGGUGGGUUUGCUCCCGCAGGGUGUUCGUCUGCUGCGCUCCCCCGCUGUACCCCAAGCCUCCUCUGAUGCUUUCACCUUCCCCCAGACUGCCUCACCCCUGGAGCAGAAUUUCAUGGUGGAGGACAUCAACACGCCCAAAGUGAAUGGCUGCCUGCUGGACCCCCUGCCUCCCCCCACUGUCCUACGCAAGUCCUCCACCUCGUCGCCUAGCAACAUGAUGGAGACGUCUAUCGAUGAGGGCAUUGAGACUGAGGAGCCCGACACGGAGGACGAUCCGCCCCACUUGCUCAUGGCCUAUCAGACGGCUCGGUUCGGCCAGCGGCGACACACCCUCUCUGAGGUCACCAACCAGCCAAACCAAGGUAAAUUAUUCACUCUAGGCCACAACCCUUCCAUGGGUAGCGUGGACUCAGACAUGGGCUACGACAUGGGCUCCAUGCAAAGUGACCUUGGUCUGCUGGAGGAUCCCCCCUCUCUCUGUGAAAUGGUGGCGACCAACAGCUCCGCCCCUGGUGUCACUCCUACGCCGUUCUUGAGCACUCGGCCCGCCAACCCAGCAAUGACAGCCCUGACUUCCCAGCACAGGGAGGCACACAACCGCUCCCCUAUCAGCUUCAGAGAAGGACGCCGAGCCUCCGACACCUCCCUCACCCAAGGUCUGGUUGCGUUUCGCCAGCAUCUCCAGAACUUGGCGAGGACCAAAGGCAUCCUGGAGCUGAACAAAGUACAGAUGCUGGUUGAGCAGAUGGGCUCUGGGGAAGGGGCCAUCAUGGGGCCCCUGGGACCACAGCACCACUUGCACAACCUCCUGGAGGGUGAGGCAUCCAAGCAGCAGGAGGGCCUAGCUUUAUACCAAGGCGCGCCACAGCCGCCUCUCCUGUCCCGCAGACAGAGUUUGGAGACACAAUACCUCACUCAUAGACUUCAGAAGGCUAGCGUCCUCGCAAACAGUCCUGCUAGCUGCCAACUUUUCUGUAAGGAGACUCCUCGAAGUUUAGAGCAACAGCUGCAGGAACACAGACUGAACCAGAAGAGGAUGUACCUGCAGCAGCCACAGGGCAUGGGGCUGCAGACCUAUUUCAACCAGAUGCAGAUAGCUGAAGGGUCGUACCCGACAGGCAGCCCUGCCCUGGACCUAGCAGCAUCUCAGAGUUCCCCACAGGGCCCUGCCAUUUCAGCCGCACAUCAGCCUCAGCCCCAGCAGCCAGGCAGUCCUCAGACCUCGCCUCCUUUCAGCCACCCCCUCAGCCUGAGCCCCUUGAUGGAUCCGGGUGAGGGCCUGGUUUAUGACCCCUACAUGAGCCACCACCACUACACCCAGCACCUUCCCGCUGCGUCUCACCUCCACCACCAGCUUCACCAGCCUCAUGAAGCCUCUGCCAGUGGCCUGGGCUUCAGCUAUACCACAUGCUGUGAGCAGCAGGCCAUUGGCCCUUCCACUGAGGCUCUUCACCCAGAGCAGUAUGAGUUCUCGCUGGACCCCACCAUGCUGGUCCUUGCUCCAGGAGAGGCUGGAGCUGCUGGUGGGGGUUUGGCUGGUCCGGGGCAGUCAGAUGGCCUGAACCUGCCCGAGCUGCAGAGCUCCCUCCUGGACAGUGAGAUGAUGGAGACUGUGGACUCCCAGCAUGGCUUCGUACUGGUUAACUAAUGCCAGCUGAGGGGGUUAAUACAAAGUGGUGUUAAGCAAUGAGAACCUACCUAGCACUGAACCAGACAGAAUGGAGAUAUAAGUGGAGGCCAUAAGAGUAGCAACAGGGAAGGAAAGGUGUUAAUUUUUGUAUGACUAAUACAAACUUAAUUUCUUAGUUGUGAUGAACCUCAGACAACAUUUCUACCAAAUUCCUUCCUUAGCCUACCUCCCUUUCUCCUUCUGCUCCUCUGUUCUCUUCUCAUCAGCCCUGUGAGGCAGGAACGGGUCCGAUACGUGGUGCAGCGUGAGCUUUCGCCAAGCUGACUCUGCGACGCCGCUGUUGCCAAGGACGUUGUGCCACCUGCGAGGACUGCGCUGUGCAGCCUGGCGGGGAGGCGGAAUGCUGCACAUCCUGGAGUACAGCAUUUCACCUACUAAUGGUUUGAAAGUGAACUUAUUUCAGACUGACUGGCAACCAAAAGCACAAUGGCUGGCAGUGCUGUUUGUAUUUAAAAUAGGACACCACAUCUACACACAUCUCAAAACACUUUUGUGCUUUUUUUUUUUUAUUUCAGUAGAUAAAAAAAACAAGUGAUGUAGAUAAAAUCGCCCUCAUUUAUCAUGGUACCAUGGAUAUGUCCACAAAUUCAAGUGUUAAAAGUCUGACUUUUAAGAAUCAUUUUACACUAAUGUGAGUGCACAGGCUCACAUAACCAUCAUGCAUAGGUUUCAACACUAACAUUGAGAGUUUUCCUGCAGAAAACCACAGGUAUCUAAGUUUGUUAUUCACUUACAGUACUAAUAAACAUGCUGAGCGCUGGUGAAUGAUGCACCAUUGGUUGAGCUUUAGCUACAUUUGUGCUUAUAACAGUGAUAAACUCUCUCCAAGCUAUAUUUACAGUUAAACUAGACUAAUGAAAAUAAUAGAUAUAGCUGCAGGCGUUUGUGUUGGCUAUGUGACAUAAAUAAUACAGUUGUUUUGUUUUU